Messenger RNA from Nannospalax galili (Upper Galilee mountains blind mole rat), 1971 nucleotides. It is a transcript of the gene Atxn10, whose product is annotated as ataxin 10. Gene Ontology annotation, cellular component: cytosol. Gene Ontology annotation, biological process: neuron projection development. NCBI's taxonomy places the organism in Eukaryota, Metazoa, Chordata, Mammalia, Rodentia, Spalacidae. The record is from RefSeq and is a predicted model, not a curated record. The transcript is spliced from 12 exons. Bases 223 to 1650 code for a protein of 475 amino acids.
CGGGACUUCCGCCCACGCCCCCUCCCCCGCCGCGCGUCGUCCUCGGCUGGAGGCGACUCGGCGCAGCUCGCUCUCUCCGGGGGCGGCGCAGGGUUGGGGUCACGCGGGAAGGGGCGGCGGCCGGGCGGUGCGCACUGCGUCUGUAGGCCUGCGGUCGGGCCACGUCUCCGGUCCUCUCUCCCUUAUCCGCCUCGUCAGGCUCGGCCGAGCGCAAGCGGUAAGAUGGCGGCGCCCAGGCCGCUGUCCGCCCGGCUGUCGGGCGUCAUGGUGCCGGCGCCCAUCCAGGACCUGGAGGCCCUGCGUGCUCUCACGGCGCUUUUCAAGGAGCAGCGGAACCGGGAAACAGCACCCAGAACGAUCUUUCAGAGAGUCCUGGACAUCUUAAAGAAAUCUACUCAUGCUGUUGAGCUGGCCUGCAGGGAUGCUUCCCAAGUAGAACAUUUGGCUUCCAGUCUGCAGUUAAUCACAGAAUGCUUCAGGUGUCUCCGGAAUGCUUGUAUAGAGUGUUCUGUGAACCAGAAUUCAAUCAGGAACCUGGAUACCAUUGGAGUUGCUGUUGAUUUGAUUCUUCUCUUUCGUGAACUUCGAGUGGAGCAAGACUCUCUAUUGACAGCUUUUCGCUGUGGCCUGCAGUUUUUAGGCAACAUUGCCUCACGGAAUGAAGACUCUCAAUCCAUUGUUUGGGUCCAUGCUUUCCCAGAACUCUUCAUGUCUUGCUUAAAUCAUCCAGACAAAAAAAUUGUUGCCUACUGUUCAAUGAUUUUGUUCACAUCUCUUAAUCCUGAAAGAAUGAAAGACCUGGAAGAAAACCUCAAUAUUGCGAUUAAUGUCAUAGAAGCCCAGCAGAAGCACCCGGAGUCCGAGUGGCCAUUCUUGAUUAUUACAGACCACUUUCUGAAAAGCCCGGAAUUGGUGGAAGCUAUGUAUGCCAAACUCAGCAAUCAGGAAAGGGUCACGUUGUUAGACAUUAUGAUAGCCAAGAUCGUGGGUGAUGAGCAACUGUCAAAGGAUGACAUCGCAAUACUUCUGCGCCAUGCCGAGUUGAUCGCAAGCUCUUUUGUGGAUCAGUGUAGGAAUGUGCUAAAGUUGAUCUCAGAGCCUCACACCGAGGAUCAGGAAGCAUUGGCCACAAUUCGGCUUCUGGACGUCCUGUGUGAGAUGACAGCCAACACUGAGCUGCUUGGCUACCUGCAGGUUUUUCCUGGCCUGCUGGAACGAGUCAUUGAUGUUUUGCGAGUGAUUCAUGUGAUUGGAAAAGACACUACAAACAUCUUCAGUCCCUCUGGGUGCCUAAAAGCAGAUGGUGACGUCUCACAUAUGACUGAGGGGUUUAAAUCUCAUCUCAUUCGUCUGAUUGGAAAUCUGUGUUACAAGAACAAAGAAAACCAAGACAAAGUGAACGAGCUGGAUGGUAUUCCUCUGAUCCUGGACAGCAGCAACAUCGAUGACAACAACCCUUUUCUCAUGCAGUGGGUGGUGUAUGCGGUGCGAAACCUCACUGAAGACAACAGCCAAAACCAGGAUUUUAUUGCAAAGAUGGAGGACCAGGGGCUAGCAGACGCGUCCUUACUGAAGAAAAUGGGUUUUGAAGUUGAAAAGAGGGGAGAGAAAGUGAUCCUGAAGUCUGCUAUUGACAACCCCCCACGUUGACUGGCCUCUCCAUCUGAAGUUUUGGAUUCUGUUUCCUGGCUAUCUCGUCUCUGCAGUAUGUGAAAUCACAAGUGUUUGAAGAUGUAGAAGUACAGGUUCGCGACCCUCUGAAUCCUUUAGUAUUAUAAUUGAAUGUGUGUAAGCUAAAGUGAAAGUUCCUGCGUGUUCUCUUUUCCUUUCAGUAAGUGUAACUCUCUGGUUCACCUCUGUUCCCCUGGGUAGAAUGUGCAUUCCAAUGAUAUACAUUGUACUUACUGUUGUAGCAGAUAAUAAACCCCUUUUAGGGCACAGCCCUUACUUGGCAAAGACUGGGACACUUGA